Messenger RNA from Acanthosepion pharaonis, 1347 nucleotides. Lineage: Eukaryota; Metazoa; Mollusca; Cephalopoda; Sepiida; Sepiidae. The record is from the annotation of a GenBank genome assembly.
AUGUUCCAUCCUCCUUACUCCCCUGCUUCUUCCUUUCUAAUUUUUUCCUUCUGUGUCUUUAUCAGUACCCCCCCCCCCCUUACCUCUUUAUUUCUUUUUCCUUCUGUGUUUUUUUUCCUUCUCUUGUCUUUUAUUUUGCCUUCUCCCACUUACACCCCUGGUCCUCCUUUAUUUCUUUUUUUCCUUCUGUGUCUUUAUCAUGCCCCAUCCCCACUCCCGCUUCUUCUCUCUUUCUUCUGUGUCUUUUUCCUUCCUUUAUCAUUUCCUUUUCCCCUUCUUGUCUUCUUCUUCUCUCUUUCUAAUUUUUCCUUCUGUGUCUUUAUCAAUGCCCCAUCCCCCUUACUCCCCUGCUUCUUCUCUCUUUCUAUUUUUUCCUUCUGUGACUUUAUCAAUGUUCCAUCCCACUUACUCCCCUGCUUCUUCUCUCUUUAUUUUUUUCCUUCUUUUUUUCCUUCUGUGUCUUUAUCAAUCAUCCCUCUAUUUUUACUCCCCUUUAUCCUUCUCUUUCUAAUUUUUCCUUCUGUGUCUUUAUCAAUGCCCCAUCCCCUUCUUUUUUUCCCCUUUAUCAAUGUUCCUUCUUCUCUUCUUCUCUCUUUCUAUUUUUUUCCUUCUGUGACUUUAUCAAUGUUUCCAUCCCCUUACUCCCCUGCUUCUUCUCUCUUUCUUUUUUCCUUCUGUGUCUUUAUCAAUGCCUUCUCCCUUUUUUCCUUACACUCCCCCCUUCUGGUCCUGUCUUUAUCAAUACCCCUUUACUCCCCUGCUUCUUUCUUUUUUUUUUUUCCUUCUGUGUCUUUAUCAAUCCCUUACUCCCCUGCUUCUUCCUCCAUCCCCUUCCUUCCCCUGCUUCUUCUCUCUUUCUAUUUUUUCCUUCUGUGUCUUUAUCAAUGCCCCAUCCCCUUUCCUCCCUGCUAUUUUUUCUUCUCUCUUUUCUCUCUUUUUUCCUUCUCCCUUUAUCAACCCAUCCCCCUGGUCCUCCCUUUUGCUUCUUUUUUCUAUUUUUCCUUCUGUGUCUUUAUCAAUACCCCGUCCCCUUUACUCCCCCUGCUUCUUCUCUUUUCUUUUUUUCCUUCUGUGUCUUUAUCAAUACACCCUGCUCCCCAUUUCUUUUUUCCCCUUUUCUUCUCUCUCCCCCUUUAUCAAUGCUCCCCCUUCUUCUCUCUUUCUAUUUUUUCCUUCUGUGACUUUAUCAAUGUUCCAUCCCACUUACUCCCCUGCUUCUUCUCUCUUUCUAAUUUUUCCUUCUGUGUCUUUAUCAAUGCCUUCUCCCACUUACACCCCUGGUCCUCCUUUAUUUCUUUUUUUUUCCUUCUGUGUCUUUAUCAAUGCCCCAUCUCCCCCCCUUUCUAA